Messenger RNA from Rubroshorea leprosula, 781 nucleotides. The record is from the annotation of a GenBank genome assembly. NCBI's taxonomy places the organism in Eukaryota, Viridiplantae, Streptophyta, Magnoliopsida, Malvales, Dipterocarpaceae.
UAUAGGUACUUCGAAAAGCCAAAGUUUUAGGGAAAGAUGGAGAAGAAAGAAGGAAAUGUGCACACAGCUCUGUUCACAGCAGGUACAGUUCUGCUAAUGGUGGGUUUAAAACGCAUUCAAAUGCUGUUGUUGCUGGUUGAGCAAUGGCGUUCAUGGGUCUUCCUUGUCUUAAACCUUUUGCUUUUAGCCAUUUUCUUCACAUCCAUUAACUCAUCUUCAAGCAAAAAUCGAGAGAGCAAGAUUAACAAUGAUGAAGAAAUGAAGAUUGAGAGGAAGAAGAAAAGGAUGCCAUCUCAGGGGGUUUAUGAAGAUGAGACGUGCUAUGAUGAUUUCAAGCUAACUGAGAAGAUAAGCCAAGGAAAAGGGCAGAAUGAAGCAAAAGCAGAGAACGUUGAAGCAGAUAAUGUUGAAGGCGAGGAGUUGGGGAAGAUGUCGAAGGAGGAGUUGAAUGAAAGAGUGGAAGCUUUCAUUGCCAUGUUUCGGCAACAUUUGGUUUUGGAUUCAAGAAACGGCAGAACAACAAAGCAGGCUGAUGUUCCAAAAUUUCCAAAUAAGACUAGGGUGAUUCUUCCAACCCAACGAGGGAAGUGUUUUGUUUUUCAAAGUUAGGGACAUAAUUUAUGACAUUUUAGGAUCAGAUUUAGGGCUUGAAUUGUUACUUGAUCUAUAUGUUGGCUAGUGAAUGUGCAAUUUGAUUUAUUUAUUUAUUUUUUGUUUCAUGUCUAGCUCGUAUUAUGGAAUUUCAUAGAAUUUUAAAUUUUAAUACAUUUAUUCAAAAAUU